Molecule: messenger RNA, 1095 nt
Organism: Racocetra persica
Lineage: Eukaryota; Fungi; Glomeromycota; Glomeromycetes; Diversisporales; Gigasporaceae
Source: the annotation of a GenBank genome assembly
AUGUUUAAGGCUCAGUGGAAUCAAAAAUUGGCCAAAAACAAAAAUGGAGACCCACCUCUUGAGGAGCAUUUUCCAUUUAUUGAAAUAAUUUUCAAGCUGCCGAGAAGCGAAAUUUUUACUCCACAUCAUGACGCGAAUAUAAUCUAUCCACAUCCUAAUAAACGUCGUUCGAAAGGUGAUCCGCGUCCAAUGAAUUCAUUUAUGAUACUUACACUCGUUGUGCGAAAAGUCGCAGAAACUUAUAACGUUGAUUUAGGUGAUGGAAGGUCAUGUAUCAGGAUUUGCCAACUUAUGAGAUGGGGAGCUUCGAAAUGUGACUGGAUGAUUUAUUUAAAGUUGCAAAAGCAAUUUAAAAUAAUUCAUUCUCACUAUUACCCAUUGUAUGACUAUCGUAAGAAAUCACAAGUAUCUGAUAACAAAGAAUUUGUGAUUGUUAAAUCUGAUGAUUAUAAAGAAGAAGCACUGCUUUCUGAGUCUCGAAAUAAAAAAAUUGCCUCGUCCGCUUUACCUUCUUGGUUAUCUACAAAGAAUGGAAAGAAUGGAAAGAUGGCUACAAAGUUUCUAAAUUUGCCUGUAAGGGCCACAAGCAUUCCCUUUCAGGAAAUUACCAAUCCUCAAGUUAUUAUGACAACUCUUUUACCAUACGGCUUUAAUCCUCAACUUGGUUCUCAAGAGGAAUUUUCUCUUAGUCUUUCACCUGUUUCCCCACCUGGUACCUUUAAAGUUGUCCCCAGUUCGCCACCAGUUUCUCAGGAAGUUAUUGUCCCAUCUUCUCAAAAUGUUGGCACUCAAGAAACAACUGUACCUGACUCUCCGUCGUUCAUUUCCCAAGAAAUAGUAGUUCCCAGUUCACCGCAGGAAUCUCAAGUUAACUGUCAAGGCUCGACUCCUAGCUCGUCAUUUAUUACUCAAGUAAACAACGCUCAAGAAUUUUUACUUUCCUCCCCAUAUUUCGGCUAUUCUGCCGACCUCCGAAACUUUCCUGCCGACUUCCGUAACUGUUUAGAGCAAUGUUAUUCAAACAUUCCUAUUCCUACUAUUGCGGUUAAUUGUCCAAACCAACAAGUCCCAUGUCAAAUUGAUUCAAAAUUUAUG